AUGAUUUCAACAGAGCUUCCUAUCCUUGAAAAGCUAUUAAGUAUAAGAGCAAAAUUGUCAGCUGUCAAGCGUGACCGUUCCAGCUACUUGAAAGUAGAGGAUAUUAUGCCUUUAAGACUAGAGGCAGAAACUGAAAUGAAGGCGUUAAGCGAACUGAGAGGUGGUAGACUGUUGGACGAAUCACGCGAAUUGAACAGAACGGACGAUGUGUUGGACGAGAUUCUGCAAAUGGUGAGUUUAUGCUUCCUGUCACUUGGUAAAAAGCGAGAACUUCCUGCUAUUUAUUCGCAAGUAGUCGCCAUCAAGCACAUUUUUGAUCGUUUAGAAUCAUUUGGUGUGUAUGAGGAACAAUAUCUCAAACCAUACAAGGUCAAGCUGGACGAAAUAAACAAAAUUUUGAAUGUGGAUGAGAAGAGUCAGGUUUUGCCCGAGACUGUAAUGCAAGUCUUGAAAUACAAAUAUAGACAAUGUGUCCGAAUCUACGAACAUUUGAUUGAUACAAUUCAUGAAGUGGACCCUGAACUCAUUCCUAUUAGAGACAGUUUACUACGUAUCCGACAUCAGUUAACGAGCAUAUGUUGCCGCAGCGAAUAUAAGCCCAGCGAUAUUAUACCAUUACAGGAAAAGAUUAAAGAAAUAGAUGAUAAGCGAGAGAAUGGCAAAUUUCUUGGGCAAAACAAUUCCAUUCCUCCAGGCCAAGCUGUGUUAGUAGGCUUAUUGGAAAAUCUCUACUUUUGGUCGCAUGAUUUAGUCAUCGCCUGCAGCGAAGAUUUUUCUCCGUCGCUUCAAAGUAUUCGCGAGCGCUUGUUGGAAAUUAAAAAUCAUCUAGAACGCUUAGAAUUGACACAUAAAUGGACUCUGCGUCAAACCGAUCUGUUUACGUACCAACAUCAACUCCACGACAUUGUAAAAAUGAAGAAAGUGAGCAGCAAGUUCGUAGACCAAAAUGGACAGGCUCCCGAAGGUCAAACAAUAUUGGAAUUUUUGCUGAACAGAUGUUACAGAAUGAUCUUCAUUUUGUUGAGUGAGAGUGUACCUGUUUCUGAGGCAUUAACGCCCGUGUAUAAUCAAUUGACAACCGUGCGUCAAUGUUUAUUAGCAGUCAAAAAGACCGGCGCACCAUGCUCAUCGGAAGAACUUUAUCCAUACCAAAUGAAGUUGACGAGUAUAGAGAGUUUACGAAAGGAUGGUAAAUUCUAUGACGAUAGAGGACAUAUUCCAGAAGGUAAACGAGAAGAGAAGAUUUGUGGUUGGUUUCAUAUAACAGAAACUCACCAUCGCGUUUCAUAUAACUGUAUACUAGGCCAAGCUUUAUGUGUGGACUUGCUGGAAGAUUGCUAUCAUUUGCUGGCAUGCUUACGUGAUGCUGCUACUGACGAUGAUAAUACUAGUAGUAGUCAACAACAGACGCAGGAAACCCUUUCAGCUAACUAA
Molecule: messenger RNA, 1434 nt
Organism: Mycotypha africana
Lineage: Eukaryota; Fungi; Mucoromycota; Mucoromycetes; Mucorales; Mycotyphaceae
Exons: 6
Coding region: 1-1434 (477 amino acids)
Cellular component (GO): cytoplasm; nucleus
Source: RefSeq, a predicted model, not a curated record